Messenger RNA from Plectropomus leopardus (leopard coralgrouper), 2041 nucleotides. NCBI's taxonomy places the organism in Eukaryota, Metazoa, Chordata, Actinopteri, Perciformes, Serranidae. The record is from RefSeq and is a predicted model, not a curated record.
CACAGCUGGUUGGCAGGGAGCCGGGUGUAGUUGAUACAAUCAUGACUGUACAACACACAGUUGCAUAGAGACAGAAAGUAGAGCAAUAGUCCUGGAAAGAAGAGGAUUCUCUGGCCAUGAAUGAUUAUGAGGACAGCAUAGCUUUUCUUGGUCAAUGGGGACGUUUCCAGCAAGUUGUCUUCUUCCUGCUGUGUGUAAGCAUCGUGCCCAAUGGAUUUGGUGCGUUUACUCUUGUUUUCCUGACUGAUGCACCAAACCACCACUGCUUCAUUCCCGAUCUCAACCUUACGGAAGACUGGGGUAAAGCCAUCAUACCUGUGGAGGUGGUGAAUGGGAAACAGGAGCUGAGCAGAUGCAGCAGGUACAGGCUGGAUGUCGUCAGAAAUCUCUCUGCUCAGGGGUUAAUUCCUGGUAGUGAUGUCAAUCUCACUGACCUGGAGCAGGAGGGCUGUGUGGACGGGUGGAGCUACAACAGAGAUGUCUACAAAUCUACCAUAGUAACUGAGUUUAACCUGGUGUGCAGUGAGCAGUGGAAGCAGCCGUUCACCUCCACAGUUUUCUUUGUUGGAGUUCUUAUAGGAUCCUUUUUCUCAGGACAGCUCUCAGACAGGUUUGGAAGAAAACCUGUUCUUUUUGCAACCAUGGCAGUUCAGACUGUCUUUACCUUUAUUCAGGUCUUUUCCACUUCAUGGAUUAUGUUCACCAUCUUCCUCGUCAUCAACGGUUUGGGUCAGAUCUCCAACUUUGUAGCUGCUUUAGUGCUGGGCGCUGAGACCUUGACCGGUCAUGUACGAGUCUUUUACUCAUCUUUGGGCACAUGUUUAGCCUUUGCCAUUGGCUACAUGAUGCUACCUCUCUUCGCUUACUUUUUAAGGGACUGGAGAUCUCUCCUGUUGGCUUUGUCUUUGCCAGGCCUGGCCUACUUCCCCUUCUGGUGGCUGAUCUCGGAGUCUCCUCGGUGGCUUCUCUCUCAGGGAAGAGUGGAAGAGGCAGAGGCCAUAGUUAGGAAGGCUGCGAGGUGGAACAAAGUUCUGGCUCCGACAGUUAUCUUUCAAGAUUGCAGUGUUGAUAAGACAAAGACGCACUCUAAAACACACUACAGUGUCAUUGACCUGCUGAGGACGAGCAACAUCAGAAGGACAACACUCAUUCUCUGCUUGGUAGCGUUCUCUUCAACUGCUGGAUACUAUGGCCUGUCUUUCAACACACCCCAACUUCAUUCUGACCCCUAUAUCAGCUGCUUCAUCUCAGCAGCUGUGGAGAUACCAGCAUACAUUUCUAGCUGGCUGGCUCUGCGAUACCUUCCACGAAAGCUGUCUGUCAUCGGUACCUUGCUUUUUGGAGCAGUGCCACUCUACCUCAUUCAACUAGUACCUCAGGGUCUAUCAAGUCUGUCUCUUGCACUGGAGAUGUUGGGUAAAUAUGGUAUUACCACUACUAGCUCCCUGUUGUUUGCCUACACAGCAGAGCUUUACCCAACAAUGCUCAGGAACACUGCAACAGGGAUAACCACUACUGUUUCCAGACUGGGAAGCUGCCUUGCACCAUCUCUGUUUAAGCUGAGUUAUUACCUGUUAUAUCUUCCCUACAUUAUACUCGGGACUCUGGCUUUUGUAUCUGCCUUUGCUGCUCUCUUCCUUCCAGAGAGUUUUGGACGACCUCUCCCUGAAACUAUACAAGAUAUGCAUAAAAGAGACAGGAUAAAGUGUCCAUGCACCACUGGAAAAGAAACCCCAAUACCCUUGGGACUCCUGAACAGUCCACUAUGAUUAUGUAGAAUUUUACUGAUGUAGGGAAUAUGCUGAUAAUGCAAUUGAGUUAUUAUGACUACUGUUUACAUUUGCUGAUAUCUGAACUGUGUUUAAGUUUUUCAUUAAACAUUAAUCUAUAUUUUCCUUUAUAAUCAUCUUAAAGCAUUAAUGUCUUAUGUCCAAGGCAUUAGAAUGUAACAUUGUAAUAGCAGACUUAAAUUGAGGAGUUCUAAGUGGGGCCAUUUUCAAGAAUUUCUAAAAACAUCCUGCACUGUUUUUGUCUUAUUUUU